This is a messenger RNA of Micromonas commoda, 1949 nucleotides long. RefSeq lists its product with no specific name. Lineage: Eukaryota; Viridiplantae; Chlorophyta; Mamiellophyceae; Mamiellales; Mamiellaceae. The record is from RefSeq and is a predicted model, not a curated record. Bases 31 to 681 code for a protein of 216 amino acids. Gene Ontology annotation, biological process: translation. Gene Ontology annotation, cellular component: large ribosomal subunit. Gene Ontology annotation, molecular function: structural constituent of ribosome; RNA binding. The transcript has 2 exons.
UGUUUCGUUCUCUUGUAAAGGCAGUACAAGAUGAGCAAGCUCCCCUCCGACACCAUCCGCGACGGCAUCGCCUUCGUCCUCGAGAAGGCCAAGGCCAAGCCCCGUAAGUUCACCGAGACCAUCGAGCUCCAGAUCGGCCUCAAGAACUACGAUCCCCAGAAGGACAAGCGUUUCAACGGCACCGUGUCCCUCCCCACCAUCCCCCGCCCUAAGCUCAAGCUCUGCAUGCUCGGUGACGCCAAGCACUGCGAGGAAGCCGUCGGCGUGGGCAUCGACCACAUGGACGUCGAGGCUCUCAAGAAGCUCAACAAGAACAAGAAGCUGAUCAAGAAGCUCGCCAAGAAGUACAACCACUUCCUCGCGUCCGAGUCCGUGAUCAAGCAGAUCCCCCGUCUCCUCGGCCCCGGCCUCAACAAGGCUGGCAAGUUCCCCACGCUGUGCACGCACAACGAGGCGCUCGAGAACAAGGUCAACGGCAUCCGCUCGCAGGUCAAGUUCCAGCUCAAGAAGGUGCUCUGCCUGGCCGUCGCCGUCGGCAACGUCGAGCAGACCGAGAAGGAGAUCUUCGUCAACACCCAGACCUCCAUCAACUUCCUCGUCUCCCUCCUCAAGAAGAACUGGCAGAACGUGAAGUCCCUGAACCUCAAGUCCACCAUGGGUCCCCCCUUCCGCCUCUUCUAAGAGCCUUGCCGUUUCGGCCCGGCGGGUGAGCACCAACCCCCGCCGAGAAGAAGACACAAGAUGAUAAAGUCGUACCGUGUAUGAGGCCCUCGUUAAGUUUUAGACACUUAGCGUACCACCAACGCACCACAGCUGCACCCGAGUCGUCCCCGCAACAAGGCGGGUUGGCGGCGCGGCUAUGGGAGUGACUUGGUAGCUCCGAUUCCCCUCGCGCUGUCGCGGGGGGGAUGAGCGCGCUUGCUUCGUCCUGUACCUUACGAUCGAGAACCAAAACACACGACUGUUGAGUAGCGCACAUUAGGCGAUAUUCAAUACGAAUACAUCUGCCCCUAACUUGGUUGACGUCGCCCUCGCGUUAAUCAAUUCGUAGUCGUUAACCACGAGCCACUAGUCUCGCUAACUCUUACAGUCCCGGUAUGUCCUGCCCCGUCGCCAUCAGAGCCGCGAUGACCACGAGCACCCCGCUGUUCCACAUCGCGUGUAUGGUCAUCGGCGUCAGCAAAUUCCGCGUCCUCGCGUAGCUGAAUCCCAGCACCAUCCCCAGGCACACCAGCUGGGGGAAAUCCCUGGCGCUGAGGUGCGCCCCCGCGAAGACCACGGAGGAGAAGAGCACCGCGCCCGGGGUCGGGAGCCACCUCGUGAGCGACGUCAUGAGGAACCCCCGGAACACCACCUCCUCCAACGCCGGGGCGAACACGGACGUCACCGCCAGUAGCGACAGCAGCCUCGUUCCCUGGUCGUCUCCGCCGCCGAUCAGGGGUAAGACGGCGUCGAUGGUUCCCGGGCCGUCGGCCGAUCUCCGCGCCGCGUUCUGCGCCAACACCCGAUCCCGCACGGCCAGCUGUGCGUCGUCCGUCCCCCCGCUCGCCCCGUUGUUAACCGCAAACUCGCCGGCGUGUCGGUGCGUCGCCUCCACCGCCUCCAUCGGCGUCGAGAGCGCAUGAUUAUUAUUGUGCAAAUAUUCCCACGCGAACUCUCCGACGUUGAACGCGGUCGCGACUGCGGCGAUGGAGACGAACACCGCGACGUAUCCGUAGAGCGCCCACCUCAGCCAUCCCCUGUCGACGCCGAACGCGUCCUUCGUCGGGUCGACCACGAACCAAUCCCCCGCGGCGUCCAUGUCGUCCCUGUACCCCCGCAGCAGCAGCCAGAGCACUCCGAACGUGAUGCCCGUCUCCGCCGCUUGGAUGGCGAGGAGGUACUCCGUCUUUUGCGACGGGUCGAAGGUUCGCGGAUCGACGCCGUUGAGGGCGAGGAGAACCGGGGCG